AUGGCGACAGCAGAAAUUAUGUCAGUAAUCCUUAAUAAGCCGAUUUAUGUCUUCAUAAUUAUGGGCGUCAGUGGAUCAGGCAAAAGUUCCAUUGGAAACCUCAUUUCACAUGAACUUGAAGCGCCAUUCAUCGAAGGCGAUAACUUACAUUCGCCAUCUAGCAUAGAGAAAAUGGAAUUGGGUGUGCCACUCGAUGAUUCCGACAGGGAACCGUGGCUUCGAUUGAUCAAGGAAGAAAUCAUAAGAUUAGCAACUUCGAUGUCAUCAUCAUCGGGAGCGAUACCAAGAAUUUUGGUAACUUGCUCAGCGUUAAAAUUAAGAUAUCGGAAUUUCCUAAGGCAAAUUCAUUUGGACAACGCAGGCGUAACAGAUAUCCAAGUUUGGUUUAUUUACUUAAAAGGAAGUAAGGAAAUGCUAGAGAAAAGGUUAAUACAAAGAGAAGGACAUUUUAUGAAGGUUGGAAUGUUGAGGUCACAACUGGAGACCUUGGAAGAACCAAAGGAAGGACUAGAAGAGAGGAUCAUCGUUGUGGAUAUUGAUAAAGAUUUAGAUAGUAUAAAAGAUGAAAUCGUUGAUAAAAUAAAAAACAAAGGGACUUGCUAA
Acaulospora morrowiae is the source of this 603-nucleotide messenger RNA. NCBI's taxonomy places the organism in Eukaryota, Fungi, Glomeromycota, Glomeromycetes, Diversisporales, Acaulosporaceae. The record is from the annotation of a GenBank genome assembly.